GUUUAAAGGCUGGAGCUUUAAAAGAUGAGUAACAUGAAAUAAUGACUAAUUCAUCUGAUAAUAAUUCAUCUUAAUUUAUCACUUACUCCCAACUAAAAGACCUCUCAUGGCUCAUGUACAUGCAAAUUCAGAGGCUAAUUCAAACAACUAAACACAUAUGCUCAAGUACAAUUUUGAGUCGCUUCACUCGAGUAUUUCUAUUUUGUGCUUCUUUAAACUUUAGCUCCAUCACAUUUUUAAAGGGAAACAUUGUACUUUUUACUCCAAUGUGUUUUCAACCCAAAAUCUACAGUUAGUAGAUACUUUUUAGAGUAAAAUUUUACAUACAAACUAUAAAGUGUGAUGCAUUUAUGUAGAUUAAAUUGGCAAAAAGCAUGUAAAGCAACUGCAACAUUGCUUCUCACAUGAAUGCAUCAACAAUAAUAAGACAAUAUAAAACUGACAUGUUAUAUCACAUUCUGCCAAAUGAGUUUGUGGAUAUUUUUAUUGUCACGUAUUCAUACUUUUACUACAGUGAAUGAUCUGAAAACUUCCUCCACCACUGAUCAGUGUAAUUCAUACUUGGAAAAUGACUGUCCAGCUCGGACAAACAUAGACUGCUGAAGUGUCCUUGAGGAAACUCUCAGACCUGCAUGAAUUAUCACAGUUGCUCCUGAGAAACUGCUGACUGUACCGGGCAGCUCAGCUUACUGACAUGCCACAAGUCAGGCAUCAUCAUCCGGAUGAUAUAAUGAGGAAGAAUGCCUGCAGAAUGACCAAAACUAGCCCCGGAUUGACUUUUUCGCCCAGCUGUUGAAAUGAAACCGAUCCGCGUGUCCACGUGUUUGUGUCAUUUCCAUGUCAUUUGCAUAUGUAAACCGGCCUCGCCUAUCGCUCCGCGGCUGCACGGUGAGAGGAAGCCGAUUUGUCAGUCGGGGGCGUCUGAGGAGCAAAUGGGAGAGCCGGUCCUCGCUAAUCCCGCCCUCCCAGACACGUUGCCUUGGGAGAAGCAACACGGGCCGAUCGUUGGCUGUACCGACUCCCCACUCACACGCCGCACGUCCAGCACAUCAGCUGCUCCCUGCCGACAGUCCUGCUGGAUUUACCGCUCAGCGACGGGAGAGUUUAAACCAGCCGCUCCAUCCUGGGAAGGUCAGUGAUGGUCAGUGCUAGUUAGAGCCUGCAGCCGAGGAUGUCUGCUACGGAUUCGGACAACUCCAUUGACUGGCUGGCAAGUGACUAUGAGGACAAUGAGAGCGAACAGGAGUUUGACUGUACCAGAAAGCAGAGCCAGACAGAGGCUCUGGCAUCCCCCAGCACCCCCCCACACCUGGGCCCGUCUGACAGCAGCUGCCGCCGGAGCAGCGAGGUGAAGGAGGGCGACAGUAGCUGGAGCGAGGUCAGGGAGGCCUCCAGUCGGGGAUCUCCCCCCGGCUGCACAGAGACAUGGGACAGCACCAUUGGACUGUACAAAACACAACAAGGAGAAGAAACGAAUGGCAAAGACAGUCAGCAAGCACUGAAGAGACCUCGCAGCUCCGCAGCGGAGGAGUGCAAGGAACGGCAGCUCAUUUCCAGCGCGUCAGAGAAGAACCGAAAUCUCAGCCGUAAGUGCAUGGAGCUACAAUGCUACAUUCAUCCACUGUCAUCUAUCUUGAAUGGCCUUCGUUCAGGGAGAUACAGAGAACGACUCAGCAGUUUCCAGGAGAGUGUGGCCAUGGACAGGAUCCAGAGGAUCAUGGGUGUCCUGCAGAACCCCUGCAUGGGGGAGAAAUACGUUAAUAUCAUUCUUAAAAUGGAGGAAAUGCUGAAGAGCUGGUUCCCUAACAUAAAACUCCAAGACCAACUGGCUGUCACCCAGACAGAGGAAGCCGUUCCUACCAAGAAACCGAAGCUAUCUCCAGUGACCAUCACUGCAGCCAUGAGCCCUGUCACCAUCAGCGACCCUCCAGCCGGCGUCAAAGCCCUGAGAGUCACCGACCUCACUCCUACUGGAGCCUACUCCGCAAGUAACCUGAAAUGGCUCCACACUUCGCCCAUCUGCUCCCCUAUAGCGGAGCAGCCCCAGACUGGCCCCAGGCACUUGCUGUCCCCCAGAGUCAGAGACCUAACGCAGGACAACGCUGUGUCCUCCAGCACAGACAGCCACUCUAAGACAGACUCUGUGCCCAGAGGCCCUCCGCCGGGUAAAAUCAACGCGCCCUGUCUAGAGAGGCUCCUAAAGUCAACAGAAAGCAUCAUCACCCGCAAGGGGGCGGGCAGUUUGAUGGACAGCAGCUGGUCCUAGUCCACACAGAGGGCUGGGUGUCCAGCUGUAAGCACUGCACAGCGCAGCUUAGCCUUGCCCACCCUGCCAGGAGCCAGUCAGCUCGUUUAGCCCAUUCCAGCCUUCAGGGGAGACGGGAGCCCUCAUAAAGGACAUCACAGAUUCCUCUUUAAUGUGGAAGGAGUGUCGACGAACAUGUUGUGCACUCUACAUGGCAAUGUGCUCUCUCUGACAAGACAAGUGUCUGCUUUACUUCCCUUUUGUUGACUUAUCUCUGUUUUUUUUGUUUUUUUUCUGCGCUCUUGAAUAGCGCAUGUGAGAGUGGGAAGAUUUCACAUGCCGAGGCCACCGGAGCGAGUGAUUUCACAACUGAAUUGUUCCCCGCUGGCUUGUAGAUGCAAUAAUACAGUUUGAGUAUCUGUGAAACUGCCAUUAUGCCUGAAAGGGAAAGGAUUGCAGGAGUAGUCUGUGCUGGAAGGGAGUAUUUCAGAUAUCCAGACAUGUCAGUGGUCUACAUAUUGUUAUGCUGAAAAUGUGGGUGAAAUGUGAUGUUAUUUUCUCCCCCCAACCCCCCCCCCCCCCCAAUCCCCUCAUGACUCCACUCUUAAGUUUAUUGAUGUGACUGUUACUCAUUUGUAUACUUUAUAAAUAAGUCUUUUGGUACAACUGUUCUACCUCAGUGGGCACCACGUCGCAGUUCGUGAGUAGGAAUGUGAACGCUGCGCUCUAAGUGUGGACACCUCACCAGACCUGCAGUGAGCCAAACGGCCUCUGACAGCGAGGUCUGCAGUACGAGUCGUUCUGCUUGUACAAACAGAGGAUGCUCUCUCCGCGGGGACGCUCUCGUGGCCUGACUGGUGCCAUUGUAAAGAAUGUCAACUGCAGAUUUCUUUUUUUUUGAGUCUCCCAGUAGAAGGCAAACAGUGCCUGUAACAUCAAGCUGUGCCUGUAAGCCGGUUUGAUAAAGAGAGAGAACCGUUCAGAAUACCUGCUCCUCUGUGGGAUGUACAAAUCAGGAAUUCUCACUCUCCUGCCAUUUUCCUGUAUCGAGUAAAUUAUUCAGACCUUGCCAACUACUUUCUGUGGUGGAGUAGAACAAUUCUUUUAUUUUGCCACAGAACUGGACAGUAUGUUAGACCAGCAGAGAGGGACAAGGUAUUUCUCUGUGUAAAUCUUACAGAAAGGUUGUCAAUUUACCCUGAAAAAGUGGCCUUUAUAGUGUGAAAUUUUAUACUUUCAAAAUAAAUGUGGUUAUCUUUGUUUGA
This is a messenger RNA of Chelmon rostratus (copperband butterflyfish), 3510 nucleotides long. RefSeq names its product circadian-associated transcriptional repressor. The transcript is spliced from 6 exons. Lineage: Eukaryota; Metazoa; Chordata; Actinopteri; Chaetodontiformes; Chaetodontidae. Bases 1172 to 2266 code for a protein of 364 amino acids. Gene Ontology annotation, molecular function: RNA polymerase II cis-regulatory region sequence-specific DNA binding. Gene Ontology annotation, cellular component: nucleus. The record is from RefSeq and is a predicted model, not a curated record. Gene Ontology annotation, biological process: negative regulation of DNA-templated transcription; circadian regulation of gene expression.